Messenger RNA from Lodderomyces jiufengensis, 450 nucleotides. RefSeq names its product sulfiredoxin. Lineage: Eukaryota; Fungi; Ascomycota; Pichiomycetes; Serinales; Debaryomycetaceae. The coding region runs from base 1 to 450 and encodes 149 amino acids. Gene Ontology annotation, molecular function: sulfiredoxin activity. The record is from RefSeq and is a predicted model, not a curated record. Gene Ontology annotation, biological process: cellular response to oxidative stress. The transcript has a single exon. Gene Ontology annotation, cellular component: cytoplasm.
AUGUCUAUACAAACACAAGGUUUAAAAGAUGAAUAUAUACCAUUAAAUCAAAUCAGAAGACCAAUCCCACCAGUACUAGAUCAUCAAAAAAUAGAUUCAAUGGUAUCAACAUUAAAAGGUACUCCAAUGGCAAGCAAAACUGCAACUUUAGAAGAAAUAACAGCAGGUGAAUUACCACCAGUUGAUGUUUUUAAAGUUCGUGAACAAGGUCAUAAUUACUAUUUUAUAAUGAAUUCAUGUCAUAGAUUGCAAGCUUAUGAUAGAAUUGCUAAAGAAGAAAAUAAACCUGAUUUGUUGAUUAAAUGUAAGGUGUUACCAUCUACUAGAAAGACUCUAAAAUUAUAUUUGGGUGGAUCUGUUGAUGAGAUGUUCAAAGACUUUGAUAAGGAAAAGGAAGAAAAACAGGAGGAAGAUAAAAAGCGAGAUGUAUCUACCGAAGAGAAGAAAUAA